Gambusia affinis (western mosquitofish) is the source of this 2973-nucleotide messenger RNA. It is a transcript of the gene ifngr1l, whose product is annotated as growth differentiation factor 10b. The record is from RefSeq and is a predicted model, not a curated record. The transcript is spliced from 3 exons. Gene Ontology annotation, molecular function: growth factor activity; cytokine activity. Gene Ontology annotation, cellular component: extracellular region. Gene Ontology annotation, biological process: BMP signaling pathway; SMAD protein signal transduction. Bases 144 to 1475 code for a protein of 443 amino acids. Lineage: Eukaryota; Metazoa; Chordata; Actinopteri; Cyprinodontiformes; Poeciliidae.
GGGGCCAGCCUCUCCUCCCACAGCAGAGACAGCCGCGGAGGGCUUUAUUAUCUGUAAAACCGACUGGACGUCUGGCUGAAAACACGCGGCUCCGUGUUUCACUCUCCUUACUUCAACUGCAUUCAUCCCUCAGAUUGUCACUUAUGGCGACUUGGCUUUUUCACAUCUGGAGUUUGUUGGUGAUCCUCGCGCCCGGCGGGGCUCACCUCGCGCGUCAAGUUGCCGGCGCGCGGCCGGAGGUGGAUGAGCGCGUCUCUGCUCAGGAGAGCGCGAGCCAGGACGCGGUCUCCGUCAACAUGUUCAAGCUGUACGAGAGGUACAGCGAGGAGCCGCGGAGCCACGCGGCGGGGAACACCGUGAGGAGCUUCAAAGCUGUCCCGAGAGUUUUGCACGGCAAAGAGUUGCUCCAGUUCAAUCUGUCUUCAAUUCAAAACUCAGAGAUCAUCCUUUCUGCCUCUUUUCACUUCCUUAACAAGCGGCCCCGUCACUACCAGAGGCCAUGGCAUUUGCGAAAGCCUCACCACCUAGCCAUUGGAGUCCGGCAUUUGCCCUCCUCGCAGCUCCUCUUCUAUGGAUCUUCCUCAAAUUUGGGUUUUGCAAUACCUCUUGGAAACAUUAGUCUCAUGUCUCUAAAGAAAGGCUCUUGGCAAACCAGAGAUGUGACAACAGUGGUGAGACAGGCUAGGGAUGUCAAUGAGCUUGUGAUCACUGUGGAGGUUGAUAUGGGCUUUGAGGCAGCAAGGAUUCAACAGAGAGGCCCCCUCAGCCAUGAACAUCUGUCUCCAGCCAACCAGCCAUACAUUCUGGUGCAUGCUGAUGAUCAAGCUAUAGACGAGCCAAACAGUGUCGCCUUGUCACUUCAGAGAUACGGGCCUUUUCCUGUCGGGGACGAUGCAUCCGCCGCCACUUCGGCUUCAAGGAUCCGGAGAGAGCUACAUCUCCAGAUUGAAACCAAUGACAUCCCAGAGGUUCAUUUCAGCACCUUGAAAAACCAUGAACUCUGGCAAAACACAUACUUCCCAGCUAAAGCAAAAGCUGAACUCAAAAAUGGGAGAAAGCACGACCAGGUGAGCAGUGAGGCCAUGAGAAAGCCCCAGGUUUUAAAUUUUGAUGAACGGACAAUGAAAAAGGCAAGAAGGAGACAGUGGAGCGAGCCCAGGGUUUGCUCCAGACGCUACCUCAGAGUGGACUUCGCUGACAUUGGCUGGAGUGAAUGGGUGUUGGCACCAAAGUCUUUUGAUGCCUACUACUGUGCCGGGACAUGUGGAUUCCCUAUACCUAAAUUGGCACAUCCCUCUAAUCAUGCCACCAUCCAGAGUAUCGUCCGAGCUGUAGGAAUCGUCCCAGGGAUCCCGGAACCAUGUUGUGUUCCAGACAAGAUGAAUUCCCUCAGUGUCCUCUUCCUGGACCCGGAUAGAAACAUGGUUCUGAAGGUCUACCCUGGAAUGUCCGUGGAUACUUGUGGCUGUCGAUAGGACCACCCAAUCCUCCAAGAAGUGUGAUGAUUGAAAAACAGAGCGAAAGACUGUACUGUUGACGCCAAAUGUGCAGGAAAUCACGUCAGAGGGAAGAACUGAGAAAUGGCCUUUUUUAUCAUACUUGUUCUUGUUUGUUUUCUGAUCUGACUGAACGUUGCCUUAAAGUAUGCUGCUCUAAUAACAGUUUUUAAUGCUAAUGUUUAUCACGUAUUCUGUUUUCACUUAUUUCUAUACAUUGCUUAAAGAAAGGAUGAGCCGGUUCCCUUAAAAAAACAUGUUCAAAUCUUUUUUUGUUUGCUUCCUGGAUGUUCAUGAGGGUUCUUUUUUGGGGCAAAAUAUCCAAAGUGAUUUUGUCUUAGAUCAAACCUUAGGCCUUAACUCAAGCGGACCUGGUUUUUGUAGGGUCACCUCAGACUCUUUAGGAACAACCCUGUGCAGGAAACUCCGCUGUUAGCCAUUUGUGUGUGGUUGAAGACGAGCUGGGUUUCAGCAGCUUUCCUCUCUUGGCUUUCAUCUUUCAUUUUAAGAGCUUUUAGUCAAGCUGACAAGCUGUAACCUUACGGAGAUUAUCAGAAACCGAAACUGCAGAAUGUUCAACUCUUGUCAAGUUAACCAUCUGUUGUCAUUUCUGUGGUGUGGUGACGUUUUAUCAUGAAUAAUGCAUCAUAAUCGCCUUUAAACCAGUUCCAAUAGCAUUGUUUCUGUGUUUUUCAUUUAAAGGUUUUAUUGGUCUUCCAUUGACUGUUCAAGCAUGUUAAUGUUUGUGUGGUUGCAUCUUCUGAGUCCUACAGUGAAAAACGGUGUGAUGCUGCCCUCUGCUGUGCAAGCUGAUAAACUGAGGAAUGAAAAACUUGGAGCAGCUGUUCCGGAUUUUCUUACAAAUGUAGCCCAUAAACAAACUUGUACAGGUACUGAUGUGUAAAAUAAUAAUGGCUUUUAAACAAUAACGAAAAUGUCCAAUGUAUGUAUUCACAAGUAUGUGACUAUAAAGUGUAAUUAAAUUGUAUUACAGUAGUGUGUAUACUUGAACAGAUUAUAUGGUAAGUUUAUGGAAGAAAAGGUUGACUUGUAUAUACAGUCAAUGGUAACUGUUGACUUUAUAUAAAAUUGAUGACUGUAAAGCUAAUAAUUCUAAUUUUCUUUUUUUAAAUACACUAUUAUGAAUUAAGUGAGGAUUGUGUUUUUCAUUUGAACAAAUCUGUAUGAAACUAGAGUGUGAAUCUGGAAACAAAGCAUGUGCAGUUUAUCCCUAUCUAUAUCUUUUAGGGAUUUUUGAAAAUAUAAAGAUUUUUGUUAAUUUAGAUCUGUUAAAACUAUAUUUAAAACCCAAAUUACACAAUGUCCCCAACUUGAAACUCAUUCAAUGAAAGAAAGCAUGAAGCUCCAGUCACACUAUUGUUUGUUUUUAUACAAUAGACAAUAAAUAAAUAAAUAAAACAGCUUGUGCUAUAUGAGUCUACAUGUGGAAAAUUAAUUGGGCUUUGAGAAACAUCAA